Messenger RNA from Chelonia mydas (Green sea turtle), 7154 nucleotides. It is a transcript of the gene RUNDC3B, whose product is annotated as RUN domain containing 3B. The coding region runs from base 134 to 1648 and encodes 504 amino acids. The transcript is spliced from 11 exons. Lineage: Eukaryota; Metazoa; Chordata; Testudines; Cheloniidae. The record is from RefSeq and is a predicted model, not a curated record.
CCCCCUCCUGCCUUUUGAUUGGCUGGCGGAGCCGGUGCUCUGCGGUCCUGGCAGCUGCGACUCAAAGGCGCCGCGGUUGCUCCGGCUGCCGAGGGCGGGGGACCCCGGCUCCCUCCCUGCCUGUGCCGGCCGGAUGCGCAGCAGCACCUGCCGCUCAGACACCGGCACCAGGAGGGGGAGACACGGGGGCCUCGUCCUCCCCUGGGGUGGCGGCGGUGGCAGCCCGGAGAGCAGGAGGCCGGGAACAAAGGCUCCGCGCCAGCCCCUGUGGCUCCACCUGCCGCCCGCGGCGAUGGCUUCCCUGAGCCUGGGGGGGCUGAACGUCUCGGCCCGUAGGAAGAGCGUCCAGUCCCGCAACGCGGCGGUGGAGAGGAGGAACCUGAUCACCGUCUGCAGGUUCUCUGUGAAGACUCUGAUUGAUCGUUCCUGUUUUGAGACUAUUGAUGAUUCUUCUCCUGAAUUUAAUAAUUUUGCAGCCAUUUUGGAACAGAUUUUAAGUCAUCGUCUGAAAGGUCAGAUCACCUGGUUUGGCUAUGAAAGCCCUCGUAGCUUCUGGGACUAUAUCCGAGUAGCUUGCCGUAAGGUUUCACACAAUUGCAUCUGCAGCAUUGAGAAUAUGGAGAAUGUCAGUUCUUCUAGAGCAAAGGGCAGAGCGUGGAUCAGAGUUGCACUUAUGGAAAAACAUUUGUCAGAAUAUAUUUCUGCAGCUCUAAGAGACUUCAAAACAACCAGGAGAUUUUAUGAAGAUGGAGCAAUUGUCCUGGGAGAGGAAGCAAAUAUGCUUGCUGGCAUGCUGUUGGGACUCAAUGCUAUUGACUUCAGUUUCUGCCUGAAGGGAGAGGGAUUGGAUGGCAACUUUCCAGCUGUAAUAGAUUACACACCCUAUCUGAAGUUCACCCAAAGUUCUGAUAGCAUCAGCAGUGAUGAAGAAGAGCUAAGGACUCUGGGAAGUAGCGGCAGUGAAAGCAGUACUCCAGAAAAUAUUGGACCUCCUUUCAUCAUGGAUGAAAACAGUUGGUACAACAAAUGCAAAAGGGUAGAACAGAAGUAUCGACUCACCUUGGAGCAGAAGGGUUAUCUUGAAGAGCUAGUACGCCUCAGAGAAACCCAGCUGGCUGAAUCUGUCUCACAAAACAAACUACUGCUACAGAGGAUUGAAGAUAUGGAUCUAGCCCAUAAAAUGGAGAAGGAACAGCUGGAGUAUAUAAUUGUAGAGCUGCAGGACCAGCUAACUGUGCUAAAGAAUAAUGAUUUGAGAUCAAGACAAGAGUUAACUACCCACCUCACCAAUCAGUGGCCUUCCCUGGGAGCUCUGGAUGUCAAUGCGGUUGCCUUGGAUACUCUACUCUAUAGAAAGCACAGUCAACAAUGGGAUGAGAAAAGUUUUCAAAGUCUGGACCAACUCUCUGCGGAAGUUAGUCUUUCUCAGACAUCUCUGGACCCAGGUAAUUCACAAGAUGGAGAUGGAAAGCAAGAUGGAUUAAAUUUACUAAGUGAAGUGUCUUCCACAAUUCUGGACAUCUGGGCUGCUCUUGUCUCACUGCUCAUGGAGGUGGAUCAGAAUUUUGGUGUCGCGUGGUCUGGCCACAUCCUCUCUGCUCCUUCUUGCUGCCAGAUGAGUUAUUCCCAAUCUGUUAAAUUUGCAUAACAUCAUGAACAAAUAUUCCAGAGAUAACGAAAUAGCUACAUUAGACCAAGAAAGAUGGUCGUACGGUAACAAUUCCACUUAAUAUCUGACUCUCAACUCAUGAGUUACCCAGGGUGGGUAGAACUGUAGGAGACACUGCUAGCAGAAAGGAAAUUAUCAGUAAGAAAUUUUACAUUCUGGAGUUCAGUGUCUCCCACAAUUCUGGACAUCUGGGAAGUAGCGAGCACUGAACAGGUAUAGGGAGGGUUAUGAAACAAAAGUUUGGUAGGAAAGAAGUCCUCCGUCCCCUUUUUGUGAGCUUGCUCAAAAGUUUCUUUUAUUUCUGGCAACUGCACACAGCACCUCCCUGCCAAAGGAAGCCUCUGCAGAAGACAGAAAUUCCACCUAAUAGUACUUAAUGAAGGUGUUAGCUGUAGACCAACUGGCUGUUUUGUAAAUUUCCAAAGUGAACACACUUGGUCAUUCCAGCCAGGAGGUUGGUAAGGAUCUUGUGAAGUGUGCUUGAUCCAUUCUGGGACAGAAGCCUCUGAUGAUUUUGUAGGCUUCCACAAUACAUAAUCUAAUCCACUGAGCAACAGAGGACUUGAAAUCUGAGUCCUUGGCAUUUUGGGUGGGAGGGCAUGAAUAAGGAGACCAAUCUUCUUGCAGAUUUUUGUAUGCUUGAGUUAGAUUUUCAACACUCCUCUGACCUCUAAGGUAUCUCACACCUUUUCAGUUGGAUGUUGUGCUUCCUUCAUUCUGUCCAAAAGUACAAGUUCUCUGGAAGUAUGAAAGGAGAAAUUUACCUUAAUAAGAAAGGAUUCUGGUGUUCUGAGUGCCACUUUUGCCUUGUGGAACACGCAGUAAGGCUCCUGUAUAGAUAAGGCUGCCAGCUCCGACACCUGGCUCGCAGAUGUGACAGCUACUAAGAAAAUGGAUAAAUUUUUAUUAAUUUUUUUUACUUAAUGGAUAAAUAAAAGGUCAACACUGAAGUCAGAGGCUCAGAGGAAUGGCUUGUCAAAGCCCUCAAAAAUAGUGAGAGACCCCAUUUGGAGAAGAGUGGCAUGUCAGUCUGGCUAACCAGACUGCUCUAAGCAAUCUGCUACCUGUGGAUUGUCUUCCAGGGAGCCUGAGAAGUAUUUUUGGUGUCUGCCUUGGUACAAUUCACAAGUUGGCUGCUUGGACUAAAGGAUCUGGAAGGCAGAUGGGCGUGCCUUUGCAGACAUUGUUGUGGGCUGACCACUAUUGUAAAGAGUUGCACACCUGUGCUGGAACCUAUACUUUAUCUUCCUUGCGUUCCGUAGUGUGAUCCCACACUGCUAAUAUAAAAGCUUGAAGACUUCUGGUGUAUGAUUGUGCCCAUGGAGAUCCAUAUGCCUGACACCACAAGUCCUAGCAGUUGGAGGCAUAGUGCUGUAAUAGGUCUCCUGUGGCUCUGGAGCAAGAAAAUAAAUUCCUGACCCAGAGAACUUUUCUUGGCAUUGAAGCUGAGUGCCUGGAGAAGAUUUCACAUUCAAGAUGUGACCUUCUGUGCUGUGAUGGAGCUUUGAUCAGAAUGUCAUCCAGGAAGGGGUAUAGGAUAGAGGAGUUUCCUGUGACCUGAGUCUGGCCAUUAUCACAAUCAACAUCUUUGUAAAAACCCUGGGGCCUGAGGAGAGGCCAAACAGGAGUGUUAGGUAUUUCCAACAUUUCCUGCUGUUUACAAACUACAGAAGUCUGUGAGGGCAGAGUCUGAUGGAAAUAUGUGUUGUCUGGGUCAACUGAAGUCAAGAAGUCCCUUCUGGGACAGGUAUGAUACUGUAGAGGCCAGGAUCUCCAUCCAAAACUUUUUCUUUAUCCACUUGUUGCUUUUGAGAUCAAGAAUGGCUCUGAUACUCACCAUUUGCUGCUGUAUAAUAAAGAAGAUGGAGUAGAACCUGGAGAACCUUUCUUCUGAGGGAACCCACUCGAUCGUUCCCAUAUUCAAAAGAUGAUAUUUUGUUCUGGAUCAGACUGUGCUUUACAGGGCCAUUGGAGCUGGGUGACUGGAUGAAGACUGGAUGGUUGGAGCCUGCAGCUCAAGGGGGUCUCUCUCGCUCACUAUAUCCCUGACCCAUUUGUCUAUGGUCAGUGAAAACCAUUCUUCUAAGAAAUGGGAAAUUCUGCCCCUGAGCUUCCGCUCUGGGUGGAACCUAUGCAAUCUUUGUCAUAAAGAGGAUUUGGGAGGGUUGGGGGCUGAAGUCCCGCUGGAAUUUCCCCCGGUACUUCGAUUCUAGUUUUUCCCUCAGUGAAUUUGUUGUCCCUUUGCUGGUAAAUGAUAAACCUGGUACCUCUGUGAGGAUGAGAAGCAAAAGGAGUGCUUCUGUCCGAAGGCUGGUCUAUUUUCUAUUCUGAGGACCCUUAGUGGGGAAAGGAGAGACUGUUUAGAUUUUGCCAUCUUGUCAGCCACUAUCUUAUCCAGUUUUUCUCCAAAAAUGAGGGAGCCUGUAAACUUGGCUGAGCAUAGGACCUGCUUAGAGUAAGUAUCCAUCUUCAAGGGUUGAAGCCAUAGGCGGUGCCUGGUUACUGAACUGGAAGCCAUGGCUUGGGCGGAAAACCUCAUUGUAUCCAUUGAGGUGUCAGCUACAAAGGCUGUUUCUGGGAAGACUCUUGAAAGUGGAGCCAAAGUCAGGGUCAUCUCAAAGCCCUAAGGGCAAAUGUUCCAGCCAGGAAAGAGAUGCUCCUGCAAAGCAGGAAGCUGCCAGGAACACUCGGAAGGUGGAGGAGGAAUCUGGAAGGAAGAAGUAGAAGAGGCAUGGUCAGACCAUGUGGCACCAAAAUGCUGAUCUGCCUCUGUGAGCUGUAGAGAGAGGAGAACUGUCUAGACAUCUAGAAUUGUGGGAGAUGCUUGGCACAGUAGCAUGUUUCCCUAAAAACUGGUGACUGCAUUUGUGCAUGUGUGCUAUGUUGUAUUGAGGAUGAACAUUCUAUAAAAGGAUACAUAUACUGACCUUCUCUCUUCCCUCAGUGUUAACCCUGCUCAGGUAAAUCUAGUAUUAAGAAUUUCACUGUAAUAGUGAUUAACGUAAUUCUGUUUUAGCAGGGAAAGAAGACACUCCAUCAUUGCUUGGUCUUUGUGGCUCUCUGACUUCUGUAGCAAGUUAUAAAUCUCUUACAAGUCUGAAAUCAAGUGAAUACCUUGCAAGUCCUACAGCAGAGAUGACAAGUCCAGGUCUAACUCCAUCUUGAGCAGAUAUACAUAACAAGGAAGAGCUUUUGUGUUGUAUGCAUUCAAACAUAAUUUGACUUGCUGUGAAGACUCUUAAAGGUUCAAGCAAGCUAAAGAAUAUGCUGCUUUAUUUUGUCCUUUUUUUUUGUAAUGAUCUAUUUAAAGAGAAGUCACAAAACUUACAUCCAUUGUCUGUCAUGCUUUUCUUUAAAAGGAUUUUUCCCAGACUUACCCUUUGAGAUCUUAAAUUGUUUAAGAAUCCCAGUCAGGUACAGAAUGUAUGUAUGAUUUAGUAACAAAUGAUUACCUUUUAGAAUGAAAUAUGUGAACAUCAGUCUUCUGCUAAACUGUUGUGAUCUAUGUUCCUCAGGCUCUUAACUAGAGCACUUCCUUGCACUGCUCUGCAUAUUUGUCAACACUUGCAGAAGAGACAGGGAAUAAGUCUUGGCAGACUAGUAAAGGAAUAUCUGAAUUCCAGUUUACAUUAUAUUACAAAACACUGCUUGUUUAAAUAUUUUUUAACCUGCGUAUGUUCUAUUAUGUAGAAUCUUAAAUAACUUAUUUAACCUGUUAGAUGUUUUGAAAUACUGACAGGUAAGUGUUAAACGUGCAUUCCCAUUAUCAUUAUGCCACUUAGAGAGUUGAUUUUUAUGUUCAGAUAAGGCCAUAUUAAGAAACAGUAUACAUUCCUAGGUUUUAAUGAUGGGACAGAGUAACAAAUCUUAUAAAUCAGGAUUACUUCCAACUCUUGAGAAGGGAUGAGAAGGCGAGUCACCAGGUGAUUGUGGGACCCAAAUGAGGAAGAACUUUGCAGGUAGAAGGUGCAUCUUAGUUAGUUGCUUUUUGUUACUGACUUAUGUUAAUGUAAAGGUGGGGGAAACAUGGUUAUGUCAUCACCUUAGAGCUUUGGGAAACCCCACCCCCCAUGUCCAUUGUAAAGGAUCCCAGGAGUAAAAAAGGAUUAGAAUGAAAUGUUGACAAUUUAAAUGACGAAUAUUCUCCCAUGAAAGAGUUUUGGAUAGGUAUUUUUCUUGAUUAUUCUGUGCAGUAAUACUUAAACAGAAGUUAAUCCUUUAAAAUUCUAAAGCCUCUAAUUAAGCUACUGAUAUGAAUUACCUGAAAACAUUUUUAAAUUAAGCUAAACUUUACAUCUUCCCAGUUUAACUCACCUUUAAAGUUUGCAAAUUAAUUUUUGAAUUGCAAACUGUAGCUUUACAUCUUUGUAAGAUGUAAUGAGUCCUUUAUCUAUGAAUUUUGCUACUAAGGUAAUGCUUAUCAGUAUCUUUUAAAAAAAAUGCAUGUAAGUGUGUUGUAUUUAUUAAUCAAGAGGAAAAUGCUUUGUUGUGCCAAAGAAGUUUCAAAUAUUGUUUACAUGAGUGGCUUCAAUCUUAAUAGGGUUAUCUAAUUAGAGCAUACUUUCAGAUAGCUUUUUGUUUACAGUCAGAUACUAUAUUCUAUACUCUUUGCUUUAUUUAUAUUUGCCAGAGAAAUGUGCCUCUUGUAAUUUUACCCUGGGCACUACUAGUUUUUCAAAGGGUGGGAUAAAGAAAAACAGGCAAUCUAAUCAUUCUUGUAAACAGAAGAAUGCAGGAAUGUUGCCUUGAUAAACAUGUGAAAUGACACAUUUUCAGAACUGACUAAUCCAUUCUAAUGAUCUCUGAAAUAAAAUGAAAACAGUAGUGCUCCUUUCCUGAGGUCUACCAGAAUGCCUAUUACUGCAUAAAGUAAUUUCCUGGUUCUUGCACUACGAACCUGCUCUCAUGGCAGUUUAGUAGCUUAAUUGAACAGUAUUCAUUAAAUAUUAAUUUCAAAACUAGAGAUGCAUUUUUAAUACAAAGAUAAUGAGGGAAGCAGGACUCCAUAAAGGUAACAUUACCGAUUUGUGUACAGUAACUUGAGCAACUUGUGCUGUUUUAAACAUUUCUCCCAAUACAUCACAGUUCUUUGGCUAUAAUCAUGAUUUUUAGUCAUGUCUGCAGAUAGCUCUGUUGGAGGAGCUGCUAUAAAAUUCAUCUGUCAUGUAAUUUAAGUUUUGUGUAAUCUUUCACACUAGUAUUAGUUAGUAAAUGUCAAUGUUUGUGCAUGAGGAAGCUGGUUGUAUAUGUGUCCGUUCUAAAUGCUGUCCAUUUUCCAGAAAUAGUUGAACAAAAAUAAAUGCCAAAAUUUGUGUAUUUUGUUGCCUUGCUAUAUUAUAACUGUUGCAUGUAAAUUAAACAUUUUGUACCAUUGCCACUACUAGCUCUUGUCUCUGUACUCUUCUAAUCAAGUGUAAAGUAAGAUCACUUACACACUAGUAUCAUGUGAGCAUAAAGCAAUUGAAUUGUGUUCUAAUAGUCCAGA